UUGGUGGGUCAAACCACUUUCCGUGAACUCAAGGAAGAAGAAGCACAACACAACACAACAACAUCCACUAAUCUUUCUCUCUCUAUAAUAAAGAGAAACCAAAAAAAGUCUCUUUAUAGUUUCUACAAUAGACAUUGACAUACAUACGGUGAGUAAAGGCUUGUACCAUCUUCUUCAAGUGAACAUAUAGCCUCAUGGAUGAUAUUCCUGGGAGGUUGAAUAUAGUCCCUGAUCACUUUCAUGUAUCAACUUCUAGUGAGGACACUCCUCAAAACAUAACUUCAUCUAUCCAACAGCCCAGAAUUGAUAAUUCAUCCAGCUCAAAUAGUCGUUUCUGGUCUGGAAGAAAACUAAGAAGUGCUGCAUUCAUGCUGAAUUUGUUUAACCUACAGAGGCUGUCAUGGGGUUCUAGCGCUGAUGUUCAGGAAAAGGUCGAGUUAUCCGUCACAGAGUUAGAAUCACUUCGAUCAGAACUUGCAUAUUUAGAAGAGAGGGAAGCUCACUUGAAAGCUCAGUUGGAACAUGUUGAUGAAGUUCUGCGCUCUGCUCGGUUCUCUGGUUAUUUGUACAUCCGAACUAGAUGGACAGCUCUACCUGGGGAGCCGCCGCCACUUGAUGAUACUGAUGUGGACGAUUGGCUUCCUCGCUUUGUUGUCCUUAAUGGACCAUGCAUCUUCUUCUAUUUGUUGUCCACAGAUUUCAGUCCUCAAGAUUCCACUCUACUUGCCGAUAUUGUUGAAGUAGGCUCUCUGCCAAGCUUUACACGGGAGCAUGAAGAGACAUUGUAUUCCUCAUAUAUCUUAACUCGUCAAGGUCUGAGAUAUGAGUGCUCAAGUGUUUCCGAAGUACAGGUUGAUUCAUGGCUAAAGGUAUUGCAAACUGACAUCAAGUUGGUUUCUGAGACAAAAGUUCCCUCAUGGUUCCAGUGAUGUGUAAAAUCUGCAUGUUUUUAACCGUAAGCUGUACAUUGCAAAAUUUAACUGUAAGCUUUAGAUAUAUGAAUAUCAGUUUGGUUAUGAUAUCUCUAACUCAUUCAUUGUGUUUCUGUACAGAACAAUUGAUAUACUUUAUUUGAGUUGUAGUUAAUGUUGUACCACUCAUUCUUGACAGAAUUAAAUUUAACAUGAAGUUGCCAUUCUUGCGUGUUGUUA
This is a messenger RNA of Populus trichocarpa (black cottonwood), 1151 nucleotides long. RefSeq lists its product as uncharacterized. The coding region runs from base 195 to 929 and encodes 244 amino acids. The record is from RefSeq and is a predicted model, not a curated record. The transcript has 8 exons. NCBI's taxonomy places the organism in Eukaryota, Viridiplantae, Streptophyta, Magnoliopsida, Malpighiales, Salicaceae.